Musa acuminata AAA Group (dessert banana) is the source of this 2111-nucleotide messenger RNA. RefSeq lists its product as uncharacterized. NCBI's taxonomy places the organism in Eukaryota, Viridiplantae, Streptophyta, Magnoliopsida, Zingiberales, Musaceae. The coding region runs from base 258 to 1583 and encodes 441 amino acids. The record is from RefSeq and is a predicted model, not a curated record. The transcript is spliced from 2 exons.
ACAAGUGCUCGACCUUUUGCGAUGGAUUGCUUGUUGGAUGCGUUGGUUUCUAGUGAUCGAGGAGGCUAUCGCUUGGAUCUUUGCGAUUCGAUUGUUGCAGAUGCAAGCUUUAUCAUUGAUCGUGUCCGGUUGGCCUCGCAUUGUGGUUUCGAUGGCAGAGGUGUCGUCUUCUUGCCAGAUUUAAUGUUCCUCAGGUUUCGUAGAAGGUCAACUCUUCAAUCGAUAUUUGACCCUGGGCAUGUCGUUCUGACUAAAAAAUGCGAUCUUUGACCGGUCUGGGCAUUGCUUUGAGCCUAAUCUCAGGUUGCUUGUUCUUGGCUCUCGUUGCAGAGCUGUCCUAUUUAUUUUGGUGGAAGACGAGAACUAACAGGGCCAGAGAGCUGCUUCAUCUUUUCUGCUGGAGGAAGCCAUCUUUUCCCGGUUCCACAGAAGUCAACCCCCAAGAGAUCUCCGCCACAGUGGAUGUAGCUGCUUGCUCCGAGGAGGGACAACUGCAGUUGCAGCUCCACUCGAGCUCUAGCAGGGCCAGAGAGCUGCUUCAUCUCUUCUGCUGGAGGAAGCCAUCUUUUCCCGGUUCCACAGAAGUCAACCCCCAAGAGAUCUCCGCCACAGUGGAUGUAGCUGCUUGCUCCGAGGAGGGACAACUGCAGUUGCAGCUCCACUCGAGCUCUAGCAGGGCCAGAGAGCCGCUUCAUCUCUUCUGCUGGAGGAAGCCAUAUUUUCCCGGUUCCACAGAAGUCAACCCCCAAGAGAUCUCCGCCACAGUGGAUGUAGCUGCUUGCUCCGAGGAGGGACAACUGCAGUUGCAGCUCCACUCGAGCUCUAGCAGGGCCAGAGAGCUGCUUCAUCUCUUCUGCUGGAGGAAGCCAUCUUUUCCAAGUUCCACAGAAGUCAACCCCCAAGAGAUCUCCGCCACAGUGGAUGUAGCUGCUUGCUCCGAGGAGGGGCAACUGCAGCUGCAGCUCCACUCGAGCUCUAGCAGGGCCAGAGAGCUGCUUCAUCUCUUCUGCUGGAGGAAGCCAUCUGUUCCAAGUUCCACAGAAGUCAACCCCCAAGAGAUCUCCGCCACAGUGGAUGUAGCUGCUUGCUCCGAGGAGGGACAACUGCAGCUGCAGCUCCACUCGAGCUCUAGCAGGGCCAGAGAGCUGCUUCAUCUCUUCUGCUGGAGGAAGCCAUCUGUUCCAAGUUCCACAGAAGUCAACCCCCAAGAGAUCUCCGCCACAGUGGACGUAGCUGCUUGCUCCGAGGAGGGACAACUGCGGGUCCAGUCGAGCUCUAGCAAUGGAGAUGAUGACACUGUGGAGGCUGAGCUCAUGAGGCUCCAUAGCCUUGCAGGCCCUCCGAGGUUUCUCUUCACCAUUAACGAGGAGAGCAAGGAGGAUUUGGAGUCAGAGGAUGUAAGGUCCGGAGGCAAAAAGAGCUGGAGUGAUUCGUUCGAUCGUUCAGACACCCCCCCAUACUUGACCCCUCCCUCUUCCCCUCCUUUCUUGACUCCACCUCUCACUCCUUUAGCUCGCUUCAAACACAGUGCUUUCAACCCCCUCUUUGAAUCCUCAAAAGAAGAAGACUUCUUCAGGAUCUGAUCCUGGUGCUGCAGGCAACAACAACACUGGAGCAAGUUCCAAGAUUUAUGAGUUUGCUCGAGGAUCUGCUGCUUCACUCUGAGCAAGAACUUUCUCUGCCCGGUUUUUGUUCUCAGUCUGGACAACAAGGAAAUUCUCGGAACAGCUUUUCUGAUCAUGUCUCAACAGGCAUAACUCUUACAUUUGAGCCAUGAACGCACCACAAAAAUGCAAAGCUCGUCUUAGAACAUCCCCAAAGCUAUGAUGCUUCUACUCCCAGUCAAACAGCAAGAACAGGCUCUCUGGGCCAUUCUGGUUUCCCUAAAGCAGAGAAGUCACAUCAGAGACAAAAUCCAAUGGAAUCCCAUGCCAACUUUAAUCCUCUACCUUUUGCUUUAACCAAAACACUUGUGGUUGGUCCAGAAAAAGAAGACUUGGAUUAGCCUUCUAUUAUAUAUAUAUAUAUAUAUAUAGUAGAUACUAAAGGACCUCUUAAUUUGAUGAGUCUGAACUAUCAAUUCAAAAUGGUGAGGUCCAAGUUAAUGUUUA